Messenger RNA from Seminavis robusta, 312 nucleotides. The record is from the annotation of a GenBank genome assembly. NCBI's taxonomy places the organism in Eukaryota, Bacillariophyta, Bacillariophyceae, Naviculales, Naviculaceae.
AUGAGCGGCCGUGGAAAAGGAGGAAAGGGACUUGGAAAAGGUGGAGCCAAGCGUCACAGGAAGGUAUUGCGCGACAAUAUCCAAGGUAUUACCAAGCCCGCCAUUCGUCGUCUUGCCCGUCGUGGUGGUGUGAAGCGUAUUUCCGGUCUCAUCUACGAAGAAACCAGAGGAGUGCUCAAGGUCUUCUUGGAGAACGUCAUUCGUGAUUCUGUAACCUACACGGAACACGCUCGUCGCAAGACUGUGACGGCCAUGGAUGUCGUCUACGCCCUCAAGCGUCAGGGAAAGACCCUUUACGGAUUUGGAGGCUAA